Pelagomonas calceolata is the source of this 1348-nucleotide messenger RNA. NCBI's taxonomy places the organism in Eukaryota, Pelagophyceae, Pelagomonadales, Pelagomonadaceae. The record is from the annotation of a GenBank genome assembly.
GCACGCCCCAGCGCACCGCAAAGCACGACGCCCCUUCACGCGACUGACGAACCGAUAACAUUAACCUUAGGACACCUUCGGAGGUCCUCGAUCGAUGAGACUAACUUGUUUUUCUACUGCCGACGCGUCGUCACAGCAAGAGAGAUAGCAAACCGACCGCCCGGCCGCCGUCACGCACGUCACACAGGCUCCGAUGGUCCGCAAGUACAUCGGCAACGGCCAGUGGGCCGACGUGCCCGGCACCGCACCCACGAAAACCACGACGAACUUAGAUCUGGACGCUGCACUAGAAGAAGUAGCUACCAGAUUCCUAGUACACCUCCCAGAUUCGGAACUCCAGAGCGGCGACCGCCUCUUCUUCCAGAUCGAGCAGGCCCACUGGUUCUACGAGGACUUUCUCGCGGACGCUGAUGGUUCCAGCUUACCCCACUUACACCUGAGGAAGUUCGCGUCCAAGCUUUUUAAUAGUGUGGAACUACUCAAACCCUUAAAAGCGCACUACGAGGAGCUGUUCGACGAGUUCCGCGCUUACAAGGGGAAAAUACCGGUCUGUGGAUGUGUUCUACUCGAUCCCUCCCUGACCAAAGUUGUGUUAGUCCAAAAUUGGGCGAAGACGUCCUGGGGUCUGCCGAAAGGAAAACUGAACCAGAACGAGAAGAAGUCCGAAUGCGCAAAGCGCGAGGUCGGCGAGGAGACGGGCUACGACGUCCUGAUGGACUUGGACGAGCACGAGGCCCUGGAAUUGGUGAACCAGGACCAGCACGCGGCCAUGUUCUGCGUGCCCGACGUCGACCCUUCGUUUGACUUCCAGCCGCGCGUGCGGAAGGAGAUUAGCAAUGUGAAAUUUUUUCCGUUGGACCAGCUCCCAGCAAAACAGUGGGGCGUCGGCCAGUUCGUGCCCAAAAUAAAACGCUGGGUGAAACAAUAUAAGAAGAAGCGGAAAGGUUUGCCUAUUGUUGAAGAUGAUACGCCGCCGGCUUCGCCGUCAAGACCGGUGCCGCCUCCAUUGUCACCUUCCCAGGUCGAGCGCUCCCUCGAGGCGUCUUCAUCAAAUGAUAGGAUUAUGAAGGCCUUUGACGACGCGCUGGCGCCGCAUCUGGAGGCCGCGCGGCGCGAGCUCGAAGAGGCGCUCGUCGAGGCCGAGGCGUCGUACAGCAACGGGCAUUCACCAGAGACGGAUCUGGAGCCGACGCCGCCGCCCCGGCCCGGUGGCGGCGGCUGGGCCGCGCCGGGCGCGUCUACUACGAAACGAAAAAAGAAGACGAAGAAGAAGGUGGCCGCGCCACCACCACCGCCUUCUCGACAGAACGACGACGAGGAGGGUUAUGCGUAACACGUUUAUUAGGGA